This is a messenger RNA of Saimiri boliviensis boliviensis (Bolivian squirrel monkey), 1974 nucleotides long. It is a transcript of the gene CAMK4, whose product is annotated as calcium/calmodulin dependent protein kinase IV. Gene Ontology annotation, biological process: protein phosphorylation. Lineage: Eukaryota; Metazoa; Chordata; Mammalia; Primates; Cebidae. The record is from RefSeq and is a predicted model, not a curated record. Gene Ontology annotation, molecular function: ATP binding; protein kinase activity.
AGGCGGCGGCGGCGGCGGGCGGCUUCUCGCUCGGGCAGCGGCGGCGGCGGCUUCCGGAGUCCCGCUGCGAAGAUGCUCAAAGUCACGGUGCCCUCCUGUUCCUCCGCGUCCUGCUCUUCGGUCACCGCCAGCGCGGCCCCGGGGACCGCGAGCCUCGUCCCGGAUUACUGGAUCGACGGCUCCAACAGGGAUGCGCUGAGCGAUUUCUUCGAGGUGGAGUCGGAGCUGGGACGGGGUGCUACAUCCAUUGUGUACAGAUGCAAACAGAAGGGGACCCAAAAGCCUUAUGCUCUCAAAGUGUUAAAAAAAACAGUGGACAAAAAAAUCGUAAGAACUGAGAUAGGAGUUCUUCUUCGUCUCUCACAUCCAAACAUUAUAAAACUUAAAGAGAUAUUUGAAACCCCUACAGAAAUCAGUCUGGUCCUAGAACUCGUCACAGGAGGAGAACUGUUUGAUAGGAUUGUGGAAAAGGGGUAUUACAGUGAGCGAGAUGCUGCAGAUGCUGUUAAACAAAUCCUGGAGGCAGUCGCUUAUCUACAUGAAAAUGGAAUUGUCCAUCGUGAUCUCAAACCAGAGAAUCUUCUCUAUGCAACUCCAGCCCCAGAUGCUCCACUCAAAAUUGCUGAUUUUGGACUCUCUAAAAUUGUGGAACAUCAAGUGCUCAUGAAGACAGUAUGUGGAACCCCAGGGUACUGCGCACCUGAAAUUCUUAGAGGUUGUGCCUAUGGACCUGAGGUGGACAUGUGGUCUGUAGGAAUAAUCACCUACAUCUUACUUUGUGGAUUUGAACCAUUCUAUGAUGAACGAGGCGAUCAGUUCAUGUUCAGGAGAAUUCUGAAUUGUGAAUAUUACUUUAUCUCCCCCUGGUGGGAUGAAGUAUCUCUGAAUGCCAAGGACUUGGUCAGAAAAUUAAUUGUUUUGGAUCCAAAGAAACGGCUGACUACCUUUCAAGCUCUCCAGCAUCCAUGGGUCACAGGUAAAGCAGCCAAUUUUGUACACAUGGAUACUGCUCAAAAGAAGCUCCAAGAAUUCAAUGCUCGGCGUAAGCUUAAGGCAGCGGUGAAGGCUGUGGUAGCCUCUUCCCGGCUGGGAAGUGCCAGCAGCAGCCAUGGCAGUAUCCAGGAGAGCCACAAGGCUAGCCAAGACCCUUCUCCAAUUCAAGAUGGUAACGAGGACAUCAAAGCUAUUCCAGAAGGAGAGAAAAUUCAAGGAGAUGGGGCUCGAGCCCCAGUUAUGGGGGCAGAGGCUGAGCUGAUGAAGUUGCAGGCUUUAGAGAAAGUUAAAGAUGCAGAUAUGAAUGCUGAAGAGGCCCCCAGGAUGGUGCCCAAGGCAGUGAAGGAUGGGAUAAAGAUGGCUGACCCUCAAACAGAGGAGGGCCUGGCAGAGGAGAAGCUGAAGACUGUGGAGGAAGCAGCAGCCCCCAGAGAAGAGCAAGGAAGCUCUGCUGUGGGAUUUGAAGUUCCACAGCAAGAUGUGAUCCUGCCAGAGUACUAAACCGGCUUCCUUCAAAUCUGGAAGCCAAAUACCGGCAUUUUAUGUACUUUGUCCUUCAGCAAGGAAGGUGUGGAAGCAUGAUAUGUACUAUAGUGAUUCUGUUUUUGAGGUGCAAAACAAAUACAUAUAUACCAGUUGGUAAUUCUAACUUCAAUGCAUGUGACUGCUUUAUGAAAAUAAUAGUGUCUUCUAUGGCAUGUAAUGGAUACCUAAUCCCGAUGAGUUAAAUUUUGCAAGUAAACAAAACAUGACACUUAAAAACAUACAUUUUCAGCAACCAGUGGCACAUAUUUGAAGUGAAUAGUAGCAAACUGUUUUUGGUUUGAAAACCCAGCCAUCCUACAUCCUUUGGAUUUCUUCACAAGGUAGUAAUUCCUUUGAACUACUGCUUAGCUAAUACUAGGUAGUGCUGUAAGACAUGUUCCCAUGACUUUCACAACAUUUUACUUUUUAUCAUUGAUGUGUUCAAACUGUUUACAA